ACGUUUACCAAAACUAACACGCUUUUAGUCUAAUUUCCAUUUAGACCGAGUAGUAAACAUUUUUUAGCCGCUUACUAUUUUCCCAUUACACCGCUCCAAUUAGUACCUUAUAGGUAAAUUCCGUCUGAUUCUAAAUUCUCCAGUGAUGACAGCCCAAGUCGCAGCCGCUGGAUUAAUUGUUUACCGACGUCUACACAGUCAGAUAGAAUACUUACUACUUAAGCAUUCCUAUGGACGCAAACACUGGACACCACCCAAGGGUCAUGUCGAUCCUGGUGAGAAGGAAUUUGACACAGCAUUGCGAGAAACUUAUGAAGAAGCUGGACUUGAUAAAACCCAAAUGAUACUUGAUGAAACUUUCCAUAUAGAAAUAUUUUACCCUGUGAAAGAUGCUUCUAAACGUGUUAUUUAUUGGUUGUCACAAGUCAAAGAUCCCAAUGUGAAAGUGACCCUGUCUUCCGAACACAGUGAUUUCAAGUGGUGUUCCUUGAAAGAAGCUCUUGAUAUCGUUGAAUUCCAUAACACCAGAGACAUUUUUAACAAAGCCACAGCUCAUUUGGAGAAGAAAUCUGCAUAGUAUAUGUGCUGGUGUGAUGCAAGAUUUUGAAGUUGAAUUAAAUAAU
Molecule: messenger RNA, 623 nt
Organism: Octopus sinensis (East Asian common octopus)
Lineage: Eukaryota; Metazoa; Mollusca; Cephalopoda; Octopoda; Octopodidae
Product: bis(5'-nucleosyl)-tetraphosphatase [asymmetrical]
Exons: 3
Coding region: 146-577 (143 amino acids)
Biological process (GO): ATP biosynthetic process; AMP biosynthetic process
Molecular function (GO): bis(5'-nucleosyl)-tetraphosphatase (asymmetrical) activity
Source: RefSeq, a predicted model, not a curated record